AUGCCCGUCUCUGCCUCUGCCCCCGCCGGCCGUCUCCCGCGUCUGCUCCCCGCCGAUGUCUCGCAUUAUACAGAACCUACCUUCAACCCAGAUAUAGUCUCCACCUCGUCCACCUCCCUCGCCGAGCUGGCCCACCUCAUCCGCCUGCAGAGCUACCAGGAACAACGCCGCUGCCAUGCCCGCGUGCGCCUACACCGCUCUCUGGUGGCCAACGCCCUCUCCGCACGGCUGGUUCAUUGCGGAGAGCUAGUACAUCGGACGCUGGUCGACCACUUCCGGUCCGACGACAAGAAGAGCUUUGCCCAGCUGUACAAUGCGCUCCACGACGUGCGCAAUUCGUGCGACGCCACUCGGCGCUAUGCACUGCUGGAACCCGACUUGGAGUUUGGGAAGACCAAAACCCUGAAAAAUGAGCGCGUUAAUUCAUUUUCUACUUUUAUGCAUGAGAUACCCACCAAAAUCCGGGAUGAUCUGUUGGAGUUUCUUUCGGAGUUGCGCACUAACCCAGACUUUCUUGCUACCCGUAUCACCAGUCUUUCGCAGCAGGAGCUGGCCUCGUUGACUACCUUCCGCCAGGCUCUGGACCCUAUAGAUUCUGUCAUGGCGCUGCAGGCCAGGGGCAAGCCCGUCCCUAGUGCCCAGAAAUCUCAGGUUUUGUCUGGCUCCUCAGCAGUAGAACGUCUACUGUCUUUUCAACGCCAUGAUCCCCUUUCCGCUCUCAUCUACACCAUCUUUGCCAACUCCUCUGGCCCGGACUCUACCGAGGAUCUCCGCCGGACGGAUAUCUGGUCCACCACUUGUGCCAGGCUCAUCACCGAAGGGAAGCCGGGCAGUGACAAGUUCAUCAAGAGCGUCUUGGAUGCCUGGGCCGGAAUGCGGGAGUGGCCUGGAAAGACCAACCUGGAGCUCUACCUCAUGGAGGUCCUUCAGGAUGGCCAGUUCCUGCUUGAGAAGACCGAGGACGUGCCUAGACAAAGAACCCAGCCAGAGGCCCGGAACACCAAGGAUACGAUUGCAGCGGACGAGUUCUACGACCGAUCUGUCCUGAGGCUGUUCGAGGUCAUCGACGAUGAACCAAGCGCUGGAGGCAUCCCUGAGGGCAUUCUAGAGAUAGGUACGGCCAUCCUGAAGAAACUUGAAGACUCACGGAAGCACCGCACCGCGGCACAAACCUUCAUCGUCUCAAGAUGGUUCUUUUCGACAUAUCUUCUCAACGCCAUUAUCCACCCAGAAAGUCAAGGCAUCAUGACAGGUCACCACAUCACGGAGCAUGCGCGGCAAAAGAUCCUAAAGGAAAUCGCUAUUCGGGCUCAGAAGCAGGUCCUGGACAUGACCUACAACUGGAAACAAGCCGUUCCGAUCCUACCAGAAAUCCGCCACCACAUCGACAAUAUCAUGAACAGGUUCAGAACACGUGGCCACCACAAGCCCGUUCUUCUGCCUGCCAAGGCCAUCACUUCUCCUCGUGAAACCGUCGAGGUUCAGCCCUUCGUUGUCAUGUGCCCCUCCGAUGUUGUCACUAUUGUCAACAGCCUAUACCCUGAAAGACGCCCGUCAUCCAGUCACACGGAAGACGGCCAACAUCGUGGGUUAGCGUCCGGUGCUUCCUCGAUCUCUGGUGUCUCGUUACCUUUCCGCAACCCAUCGCUUUCUGGAGACGCGAGCUCGAUUUUGAGCCAAAGUGCAGCAUCAUCCAUGACCAGCGAUACAACGUCAAGGGAGCCGCUCCUUGAGCCGCAUUGCGGACCCGUCGACAGCCAUCAUCCUCUCACCGCUGGUAAUGGUUACACGGAGCAUGAGAGCAAGGUGGAGCCUACUGAGGAGUACGGCCAAAGGAUCAGGAUUACAUGCUCGGAAAUGACCCGAAUCCUGAACGCCACCGGCUCUUGCCAUCCGUGUGCCGAGAAGUGGGCCGUCCUCUACGUUUCCUCUGAUGGAAAGGAGCUCAGGACUCGCAUGCGCAAGGACACUGAGACUGAAGAUGAGCCAGAUGAGGAUUCCACCGAGAGCGAGAGUGAGGACGAAGGCAAUGGUGACAGGAUGGAGCUGGAGAACGAUUACCAUUCGAUCAAGAUGGCUAUUGUCAAGCUGGUUGAGGAGUACGAAAUCCCGAAAGAGCUCGCCCCUGAGAGUGAAUCCAAAGGGUUCAGCAAUCGGGCAUCCGCCAUUCGUCGCGAGGCACGACCAUCUGCCCCCAACAGAGCAUCGUCAGCGCCACUGGGUGACAAGAACCCGUAUCACAGUGCCAGCCAUAGCCAGCUUUCGUCCAUGUUUGCCAACCAGAGAGGGACGCCUCCGUCAAGAAUGAAGCUGGCUCACGGUCGGAGCAACUCCAACGCGGACCUCAAGGAUCCCGCAACUGAGAAGCCCUCGGUCCUCAUCACCAUGCUCGAGGCUGCCAUGAAUCAAUGUCAAGCCCGUUCGGAUUUCGUCAACGCACACCUGUACUUCAAGACGCUUCAGCAGCUGAGAAAAAUCCAGUCUGCGUCGCUUACUCGCAACGGGUAUGCUGCGCUGCUGAACUAUUUCGGCCGCGGCCCACGGGAGUCGGUCGCCAAGUCAAGUAGCACCAUCGAGGAGUUCGAGGCUUGGUUUGUGUGGCUCAAGCAGUCCCAGGAAAGACAUGACAUGGCCAUCGAGGACAUGAUGACCGGCAUGAAGUCGUUGAGGGACAAGAUGUGGUACAUCACCGAUGUCCGCAACUCAGCUGGCUAUGAGGAAGCCAGAAAUGUUGCGUUGGCAUUGAAGAUCAUGGGCCAGCCCACCAAGACGCUGGAUGGCAAGCCGAUCCAAGCCCACCGACCGCGCACCGCGUCCAAGGUUGCCACCAACUUCCUACUGAAGACAGAAGCGCAAGUUCUCGACCUGAUGGCGGCCCCGUCUGACCACGGUGGCCCCAACAAGCUGGCAGACGAACAGUCAGACAUGACUCUUCGUUGGCUCAAGCAGUAUGCAAUUGAGAGUUCAUUCUGCAAAGGUGAGGAGCGGAUACAUCGCUUCUGUCUCGAGCUGGACAAGUGUGUCAACAAGCUCGUCGGUGAUGGUAUUCUUGACGGACCUGUCCUGUGGUCCAGCGAGCUGUACCGCCGAGACAAGGAGGUUCUAGACACAGGUCGCCAGAAGGGCGACCUGUACUUGACUGGCGUCGGCACUCUCAGCAUUGCCGGCGAUGAGGAGUACGAGUCUCAUCUAGGAAAAUCGAGCCUGCGCAGUCUCGACUUCGCGCAACGUGCAAGUAACAGCAGCUUGCGCUCCGUGCAUCGCAACGGCUCUCAACAGAGCUUUGAUUCUGGUAAGUGGAGCGGGUCGAGACCUCUCGAUCUCAUGGACUCCCAGGAUUACUUUGGCGGCUCUAGCCCGGUCCUGUCGAUUGAUUCCUCCAAUACGUUCUGGUCGCCUUUCCAAACUCAAGCUGCUACUUCGCCCACGAGCGCGACAAGCAUUCGUCCAGGUUCGUCCCGCGGUACGGUGAUGCUGAAGCAAUCGGCGACUGUGAACGAAGACAAGCGUCGGUUCCUGCUUGACCUGAAGCAGACGUUGACAGGCUUGCUCCUCAGUGAUCUGGGGACCAUUGUUUUCAGCAAUGGCAGUGAGACGGAUGCGUGGUUCUCUGGUGAUCUCGGCGAAGAGUGCCUCGUCCGCAAGGAGGAGGAAGAGAAGCGCCGCAAGCGCGCCGCCCGCAAGAAGAGCAUGAGGAACCUCCGCAGCGCAGCAAAGGAACAGCGUCCCGGUUCGGAAAACCAAUCGUCUACCGAGCACUCCAGCUCAGGCACCGAUGCCACUGCCCGUUCUUCGGGCAUCUCCGCCAAGAAGGCCGGCCUUCUCGAGUUUCCCUUCAACUCUGCUUUCCGUCGCCUUUUGCACAAGUUCGCCACUCACCCUAACCCUUUCUCGAAGCUUCAUGCGCUGUACGAGCUUGAGUUGUUGAUCAUCGCCUCGCUUAGCAGCCGCACCGGUCGGCACUACAGUCGCAGGGAGACGCUGCCAACCGUGCCUCAGUCUCCGACGCUGGGAUCUGUGCCUGAGUUCAGCUCCCGCGAGGCCACGGCUAAUCACACCCAGGCCCAGAACUUGGAAGAAGCCAUUGCCAACUGCGAAGGCAGACGCUCGCACUCGAUGAUGAACGGCCAAGAGACGGCCUCGCCUUCUUUCCGCAACGGUGCUCGCUCACCAACCGGGCCGCCCAGCACCGACAUGAUUGUCGAUGUGCUCACCGGGCUGUUCCGUGACGCUGAGAUCCGGCCCAAGACGCUCUUCCGCGACCUGCAGUACAUCGCAUCCUUUGUGCCUGCACAGAUGCUCGACAAGACUGCACGUGGCAAGGCGUUCUGGGAUGCCGGACUCGCCGCGCUUGGUCUCAAGCAGGAUAUCUGCCGUAUCAUGGUUGAGAUCGCGGACGACAUUGUCGCGCUGAACACGCAGAAUCGCUCUGCGGCCCUGCAGCACGCUGCCAACGGCAGCAGCGGCGCAUCAGAGAAGGCUGGCAUUACCAACGCCACGGUCGCUCCGGCUCCGGACGACCCACUGAACAAGUUCACCAUGGAGGAUGCAGCGCACAUGCUCAUCAUCACUGCCAAAGAGGGCGAUGCGGUGGCCGAGCGUGAGCUUGCCAUCUUCUACCUGACGCAUCCCGAUCUCCUGCCGCGCACGACGCUGCCUUUGACCAAGCCCACCGAGGUGUUCAAGGCGGAGCUGCUUCAGCGCGAUCGCAAACGGGAAGACCCGGCACGCAGCGACCCCAUCACCAUGUGCGUUGCGCAGCACUGGAUGGAGAUGUCGAAGCGUGGCGGCGACCAGCUGGCGACCAAGUACCUCCGAGCUCGUGACGAGAUGGAGAGGAUCCCAUAG
Messenger RNA from Diplodia corticola, 4848 nucleotides. RefSeq lists its product as uncharacterized. The record is from RefSeq and is a predicted model, not a curated record. Lineage: Eukaryota; Fungi; Ascomycota; Dothideomycetes; Botryosphaeriales; Botryosphaeriaceae. Bases 1 to 4848 code for a protein of 1615 amino acids. The transcript is spliced from 3 exons.